AUGCCUAUCAACCAACCGUCGAAUCAGAUCAGACUCACGAAUGUCUCGAUCGUUCGCCUGAAGAAAGGAGGCAAACGCUUCGAGAUCGCAUGCUACAAGAACAAGGUGCAGGAAUGGCGGAACGGCGUCGAGUCCGACAUCGAUGACGUUCUGCAAAUCGCCAACGUCUUCGUCAAUGUCUCUAAAGGCGAGCUCGCCAAGCACCAAGACCUGAAAAAGGCCUUCGGCACUGAUGAUCAAACCACCGUCGUAAAAGAGAUCCUUCAAAAGGGCGAGCUCCAAGUCGGCGAGAAGGAGCGCGAGCACGACCUCUCCUCCGUCCGCCGCGAGAUUGCGACGCUCGUCGCCGAGAAGUGCGUCGACCCCGCGACCCAGCGUCCGUACCCGGUCGGCGUGAUCGACAAGGCGAUGACCGAGGCCGGCUUCUCCGUCCGCCCGGGCAAGAACGCGAAGGCGCAGGUGGCGGAGUGCAUCAAGCUGCUCCAGACCGACUCGAAGCUUCCCAUCCAGCGCGCGCGCAUGCGUGUGCGCGUCACCGUCCCCGUCGCAGAUGCGGACGAGGCCAAGGUGCGGACUAAAGUGCGGGAGAGCGCGGAGGCGGUGGAGAAGGACGAGCUUGGCGCGGAUGAGUGGGAAGCGGUGAUGCUCAUCGACCCGGGCCAGUUCCGCGUCCUGAACGAAUUGCUGCAGAAGGAGUGCAAGGGACGCGGCCGCCUAGAAACGAUGUCGUUCGCUGCGACUGCCGGGAGUUGA
Messenger RNA from Epithele typhae, 753 nucleotides. Its product is annotated as Shwachman-Bodian-diamond syndrome protein. The transcript is spliced from 5 exons. The coding region runs from base 1 to 753 and encodes 250 amino acids. Gene Ontology annotation, biological process: cytosolic ribosome assembly; ribosome biogenesis. The record is from RefSeq and is a predicted model, not a curated record. NCBI's taxonomy places the organism in Eukaryota, Fungi, Basidiomycota, Agaricomycetes, Polyporales, Epitheliaceae.